Messenger RNA from Capsicum annuum, 525 nucleotides. RefSeq lists its product as uncharacterized. The record is from RefSeq and is a predicted model, not a curated record. Bases 1 to 525 code for a protein of 174 amino acids. NCBI's taxonomy places the organism in Eukaryota, Viridiplantae, Streptophyta, Magnoliopsida, Solanales, Solanaceae. The transcript has a single exon. Gene Ontology annotation, molecular function: nucleic acid binding. Gene Ontology annotation, biological process: DNA integration.
AUGGACGUAAUUGGACCAAUUGAACCAAAAGCUUCGAAUGGACAUAGGUCCAUCUUGGUAGCUAUUGAUUAUUUCACGAAGUGGGUGGAAGCAGCGACUUUCAAGUCAGUGACUAAGAAAGUGGUGAUUGAUUUGAUUCACUCCAAUAUCAUUUGUCGGUUCGACAUUCCAAAGAUAAUUGUCACAGAUAAUGCUGCGAAUCUCAAUAGUCAUCUGAUGCAAGAAGUGUGCCAGCAAUUUAAGAUUAUGCAUCGAAAUUCAACUCCUUAUCGUCCAAAAGCGAAUGGAGCUAUAAAAGCUGCCAACAAGAACUUAAAGAAAAUACUCCGUAAGAUGGUGCAGGGUUCCCAACAAUGGCAUAAAAAGUUACCUUUUGCUUUGUUGGGUUAUUGUACUACAGUUCGGACUUUAAUUGGUGCAACUCCUUACUUGUUAGUGUAUGGAACUGAAGCAGUUAUACCUGUAGAGAUUGAAAUUCCAUCUCUUCGAGUAGUUAUGGAAGCUGAAAUUGAUGAGGACCAAUGA